Helianthus annuus (common sunflower) is the source of this 1796-nucleotide messenger RNA. RefSeq lists its product as uncharacterized. The transcript is spliced from 4 exons. The coding region runs from base 100 to 1413 and encodes 437 amino acids. NCBI's taxonomy places the organism in Eukaryota, Viridiplantae, Streptophyta, Magnoliopsida, Asterales, Asteraceae. The record is from RefSeq and is a predicted model, not a curated record.
AUAUACAAAAACAAACAAGUUUCAGUUAGACGAUCACAAUAGUCGUCUCUCUCUCGAGGAACCCCAGCUUUCCCUCCCCUGAUUUUGAGCAGGUUCUCAAUGGCAGAUCAUCAAAAAAUGGAGGCCUUGAAGAAGGUAUACGCAGAGAUGAUACUGAACACAGCGAAAGAGGCAGCUGCUCGAGCAUUGGAUUCGGAGCGUAAAGCUCUUCACAUUCAUCACGAUCUGUGUAACACAAAAGACGAGGCCAUCCGGAUGCUUCUUCGGUUCAAACAAUUGAUCGAUGUGAAGAAAACUGAAGCAGAAAGAACAGCAUUGAGUCAACAAAAUAGAAUCAAAGAGCUGGAUGCGCAGCUUAAUGAAACAGAAGGAGUGAUAAUCGAUCUUAGAGCAGAAAUAAGGAGUGCCCGUGAACGUUUGGAGGAAAUGAAGAGUAUCCACAUGUUACAUUCAAAUGGACUGUCUCAAAACAAGCACACCCAUCAGGAAAAUUCAGAUAAUUCAGAUGUCACUGAACAAUUCAGAUGCUCUUCUCAAUGCGGUAAAAGUUACAAUCCAGCUAAAGAGAUUACAACGUCAGGUCCUAAUUCAACUUCCAUAAUUGUUGGAAACAAAGAGCCCGAGUCAUUUAGAAAUGGAUAUACUCACAGAAUUCAAGAAAUUGAGAGGAAUUUGACGGAUAAAAAAAGUAUUUCUGAACAAAAAGAGUUAAAUAUCAACGUGGAUGAAAAGAAUUCUGAAAAAUGUGCUCAAUUAGAAGUUGACACUGAGAAUAAAGAUAUAAAGAACAUUAACGAAUCGGAAGCCUUUUCCAUUAACAACAGGGUUUCCAAAGAUCAAACUGUUAAAAGACUUCCAAAGCGUGUUGGGUAUUUGCAAUUAAACCACAAACUUUCUCGCUUUGGUCGUGAGAAGUUGAAUCUCAAAGAUAAAUAUAGCGGAAACGAUGCAAAACUGAUGGAAACUAGUGAAAAUAGUGCAAGUACUCUCCGUAGAAGCAUUAGAAAAAGGAAAGUUAGGUGUUGGGAUGAAAUAUCUUCAUUGUUCAAGUCACGUGCCUCACUUUCCCAUUGCAAGAAACACUUGGUCAACGACGGUGUGAAGUUUGAAGAAACCAAGUCUGAGGACACCAACGUAGCGAGUGAUCCACUGGUUGAAAAACAUGAAAGUGCUGCAAAAGAAUCUGAUGGAGUUGCUUGUAAUACAUAUAACAACAGGUGUCUGAAGUAUACGUUCAGCAGGCGGCAUAAGAAGGUUUUAUCAUCUAAAUCUGAUAACUAUUCUUCUCAUGGAAACAGUUGUAACCAUGAAAACAAGAAGCCUGAUCUGAUUGAAGAUUCAUCUAGCGAUAGCCCAAACAUGAUGGACAUCGCUUGCCAGUUAAUAUCCUUGUCCGCGAAUCGUAGUUGGUGAAGGCAUUCAGUGCUUCAAAAUGUGACAUGCAAGCAAUGGUGUGUGAAGUUUUUGAGGUGUUGAUCAUAUUUAAAUCAUGCAACAGGAUGCAGGUAUCUCCUUUGCUUGGAAGAAGUACAUAUUAAGUUUGAUCAUCCAUCCUUGUUACUUGGAAAUUAUGAUGCCAAUCUACUUUGGCUAGUCGAAUCUAGUUGCCAACUCAGUCGUCACUUUCCAGUUCAGGUUUGGAUUCGUAUCGUUAUGUUUUCAAAGUAUAUGAAUUUUUUGAGUUAUUUUUGGAUGUAAUAAUGUGGUAUUUUAUAAUUUUUCUAAUCAUGUACUCAAACUUAACGAUAUAUAUCAUCACAUACUUGUAAUCAUAUCAAUUACUUCAUUUUGGUAUA